Molecule: messenger RNA, 315 nt
Organism: Aspergillus sclerotioniger CBS 115572
Lineage: Eukaryota; Fungi; Ascomycota; Eurotiomycetes; Eurotiales; Aspergillaceae
Exons: 2
Coding region: 1-315 (104 amino acids)
Source: RefSeq, a predicted model, not a curated record
AUGACAACAGUCACGAUUGGUCUUCAUCGAUUCAUUGAGGGCUUCUUCCCAUUGGGUCCGUGGCGAAAAGGCCGGCUCUCGGCCAAGCCCGCCGCCGAUUCUGCACAAGUCCCGAAGCGUCGGUGGCGAAAACCCCGUCAUAUUCAAUCAUCCCGGCUGGGUCUAGUGUGGUUUCUCUCGGCUAUGGGCGGCAUCAGCAACAUCAUCGUCAUCAUCAUCAUCAUCACCACUUCUCAACCGUGUUCAUUCACAACCAUCAUCAUGGUCAACAGAGGCGUCGGGCCAGACCAGACCAGACCAGACCAAGCCCAGUAA